AUGGCACUUUUAAAUGAAAAUUUUCUUUUACUCCACUAUUUCGGUGUGUGGCCGUCAGCUCAUUGGCGACAGAGAACAUGGAAAACUGUAGUCUACUCGCUUUAUACCAGUUACAUAAUUUUCUGCAUCUAUUGGUUUACAAUCUCUGGGUCAAUUCAUUUACUUCUUAUAACUGACGAUGUUGAAGAUUUUUCGGAAAGCUCAUUCAUGUUGUUAUCGUUACUGGCUUUAUGUGUUAAAGUUGUUAUAGCUCUUUUGAAGAAGUCGGAAAUUAUUGGACUUCUCACUGAUCUGGAAAAUUAUCCACAUAAACCGGCGAAUCUGGAAACUCAGUUGUUACAGGACAAAAUCAAUGAACAGAUAAGGUUCUGUACACUUUGUUACGGUGGACUCGGAGAGGCUACAGUAUGUUAUGGCACCAUCGCUCCAUUUUUCCAAAGCAUUCCCUUUGGAGUUCUGCCGUACAAAGCAUGGAUACCUUACGAUUAUUCAAAACCUGCGCUCUACUGGACCACCUACUGUCAACAAUUGAGCAGUGUUUUCAUAGCUGCAAAUAUUAAUUUUGGCUUCGAUACCAUCAUAUUUGAAUUUAUCAUGCAAAUGUGUGCGCAGUUCAGCAUGCUAAAGUAUCGAGUGGAAAUGAUGAUUAAUGAAUUUGAUGAGAAGCAGAUUCUGUCAGUCAGCAAAAUUAAUCCGACGCUAUUACAGAGUUAUGAGGAAUAUAUGACUGAUUGUGUUAAAUAUCACAUUGACAUAUUAAGACUAUGCAAACGAAUAAAUACCAUCUUCUCCAGCAUUAUUUUCGUCCAGUAUACAGCAUCGUCUAUCAUUAUUUGCGUUAGUGUCGUACUGGUAUCCCAAAUGCCUGUAUCUUCACCAAAAUUCGUAACAGUUGCCGGCUACAUAGCAUGUAUAAUGCUUGAAAUUUUUUUGUACUGUGCAGCUGGAAAUGAAGCGACCUUUCAAUGCCAAAAUCUGAUGACAGCAAUUUACAGCACGAAAUGGUAUUCCCUCAGCGAUCGAAUGAAGAAAUGCUUAGGGUUCAUGAUGGCUCGUUCAAUGAAGCCAAUCACUUUUGUGAGCCAUCACAUGAUCGUCCUCUCGUUGCCGUCUUUUUGCGUUCUCCUCAAAACUUCCUAUACGGCAUACACAAUGCUACAACAAUUUGCUGAUUGA
This is a messenger RNA of Diachasma alloeum, 1176 nucleotides long. RefSeq names its product odorant receptor 46a (gene Or88). The record is from RefSeq and is a predicted model, not a curated record. The coding region runs from base 1 to 1176 and encodes 391 amino acids. Gene Ontology annotation, molecular function: olfactory receptor activity; odorant binding. The transcript is spliced from 5 exons. NCBI's taxonomy places the organism in Eukaryota, Metazoa, Arthropoda, Insecta, Hymenoptera, Braconidae. Gene Ontology annotation, cellular component: plasma membrane. Gene Ontology annotation, biological process: detection of chemical stimulus involved in sensory perception of smell; sensory perception of smell.